AUGCAGCUGGAGCAUUGUCUUUCUCCCUCUAUCAUGCUCUCCAAGAAAUUUCUCAAUGUGAGCAGCAGUUACCCACAUGCAGGCGGAUCUGAGCUUGCCUUGCAUGAUCAUCCCAUUAUCUCGACCACUGACAACCUGGAGAGAAGUUCACCUUUGAAAAAAAUUACCAGGGGGAUGACGAAUCAGUCAGAUACAGACAAUUUUCCUGACUCCAAGGACACACCAGGGGACGUCCAGAGAAAUAAACUCUCUCCCGUCUUGGACGGGGUCUCUGAGCUUCGUCACAGUUUCGAUGGAUCUGCUGCAGAUCGCUAUCUGCUCUCUCAGUCCAGCCAGCCCCAGUCUGCUGCCUCUGCUCCUAGUACCAUGUUCCCUUACCCCGGCCAGCAUGGACCUGCUCACCCAGCCUUCUCCAUCGCCAGCCCCAGCCGCUACAUGGCUCACCAUCCUGUGAUCACCAACGGAGCUUAUAACAGCCUCCUGUCCAACUCUUCGCCGCAAGGCUACCCCACGGCGGGCUACCCUUACCCCCAGCAGUACGGCCAUUCCUACCAAGGGGCGCCUUUCUACCAGUUCUCCUCCACCCAGCCGGGGCUCGUCCCCGGCAAGGCUCAGGUCUACCUGUGCAACAGGCCGCUCUGGCUGAAAUUCCACCGGCACCAGACGGAGAUGAUCAUCACGAAGCAGGGGAGGCGCAUGUUCCCUUUCCUAAGUUUUAAUAUUUCUGGUCUCGAUCCCACGGCUCACUACAAUAUUUUUGUGGAUGUAAUUUUGGCGGAUCCCAACCACUGGAGAUUUCAGGGAGGCAAAUGGGUUCCUUGCGGCAAGGCGGACACCAAUGUACAAGGAAACCGGGUGUACAUGCACCCCGACUCCCCCAACACGGGAGCCCACUGGAUGCGCCAGGAAAUCUCCUUUGGGAAACUAAAACUUACAAACAAUAAAGGAGCAUCAAACAACAACGGGCAGAUGGUGGUUCUGCAGUCCCUCCACAAGUACCAGCCCCGCCUGCAUGUGGUGGAGGUGAACGAAGACGGGACGGAGGACACCAACCAGCCGGGCAGAGUGCAGACCUUCACCUUCCCCGAGACCCAGUUCAUAGCGGUCACCGCCUACCAGAACACCGAUAUCACACAGCUGAAAAUAGACCACAACCCUUUCGCCAAGGGCUUCCGAGAUAAUUACGACACGAUCUACACGGGCUGCGACAUGGACCGGCUGACGCCGUCCCCCAACGACUCGCCCCGCUCGCAGAUCGUGCCCGGGGCCCGCUACGCCAUGGCCGGCUCCUUCCUCCAGGACCAGUUCGUGAGUAACUACGCCAAGUCCCGCUUCCACCCCGGGGCAGGAGCCGGCCCGGGGCCCGGCGCCGACCGCAGCGUGCCCCACACCAACGGGCUGCUCUCCCCACAGCAAGCCGAGGACCCGGGGGCCCCGUCGCCGCAGCGCUGGUUCGUCGCCCCCGCCAACAACCGCCUCGACUUCGCCGCCUCCGCCUACGACACGGCCACCGACUUCGCCGGCAACGCGGCCACGCUGCUUUCCUACGCGGCGGCCGGCGUCAAGGCGCUGCCGCUGCAGGCGGCCGGCUGCGCGGGGCGGCCGCUGGGCUACUACGCCGACCCAUCGGGCUGGGGGGCGCGCAGCCCCCCGCAGUACUGCAGCAAGUCGGGCUCGGUGCUCUCCUGCUGGCCCAACAGCGCGGCGGCGGCGCGCAUGGCCGCCGGCAACCCCUACCUGGGGGAGGAGGCGGAGAGCCUGGCCCCCGAGCGGUCCCCCUUGCCGGGCGCCGAGGACUCCAAGCCCAAAGAUUUGUCCGACUCCAGCUGGAUCGAGACGCCGUCGUCCAUUAAGUCCAUCGACUCCACCGAUUCUGGGAUUUACGAGCAGGCCAAAAGGCGGCGGAUCUCCCCGUCGGACACCCCGGUGUCCGAGAGCUCCUCGCCCCUCAAGAGCGAGGUGCUCACCCAGCGGGACUGCGAAAAGACCUGCGCCAAGGACAUCGGCUACUACGGCUUCUACUCGCACAGCUAG
Messenger RNA from Cygnus atratus (black swan), 2034 nucleotides. It is a transcript of the gene TBR1, whose product is annotated as T-box brain transcription factor 1. Gene Ontology annotation, cellular component: nucleus. The coding region runs from base 1 to 2034 and encodes 677 amino acids. The transcript has 6 exons. Gene Ontology annotation, biological process: commitment of neuronal cell to specific neuron type in forebrain; positive regulation of DNA-templated transcription; regulation of transcription by RNA polymerase II. Lineage: Eukaryota; Metazoa; Chordata; Aves; Anseriformes; Anatidae. Gene Ontology annotation, molecular function: DNA-binding transcription factor activity, RNA polymerase II-specific; RNA polymerase II cis-regulatory region sequence-specific DNA binding. The record is from RefSeq and is a predicted model, not a curated record.